Messenger RNA from Colletotrichum karsti, 1617 nucleotides. Its product is annotated as quinate permease. NCBI's taxonomy places the organism in Eukaryota, Fungi, Ascomycota, Sordariomycetes, Glomerellales, Glomerellaceae. The transcript is spliced from 7 exons. The coding region runs from base 1 to 1617 and encodes 538 amino acids. Gene Ontology annotation, biological process: transmembrane transport; carbohydrate transport. Gene Ontology annotation, molecular function: carbohydrate:proton symporter activity. Gene Ontology annotation, cellular component: membrane. The record is from RefSeq and is a predicted model, not a curated record.
AUGGGUAUCCUCACCGUUGUCGAAGAACGGCCGACGCCGCCAUCGGUCUACAACUGGCGAAUCUACGUCCUCGCCGUCAUUGCGUCUUGCGGAUCUUGCAUGAUCGGAUAUACGAGCGCCUUCAUCGGUACGACGAUCAAGCUUGAGUCCUUCAAGACGGAAUUCGGCCUGGACACACAGUCUACAGCGGCGAGAAACCUUAUCAGCGAGAACAUUGUCUCACUCUUUGUCGCCGGGGCUUUCUUUGGCGCUCUCCUCACCUACUGCCUCAGCUACUUUAUCGGACGCAAGUGGUGCUUGGCCAUCGGCGCAACUACGUUCUCCCUCGGUGCUGGACUCACCUGCGGUGCUACCGGCAGCACUGGCUUGGGUAUCCUUUACGCUGGACGAGUUUUUUCGGGACUGGGAACUGGUGUCGCAUCGAACAUCAUUCCAAUCUACAUCUCCGAACUGUCUCCCCCAGCGAUCCGUGGUCGACUCGUCGGUCUCUAUGAACUUGGCUGGCAAAUCGGUGGCUUGGUUGGCUUCUGGAUCAACUUCGGUGUCGAACGUCAUGUUCCCGUUGGUCGUAUCCAAUGGAUCAUCCCAUUUGCCGUUCAGCUGGUCCCCUCCGGCCUCCUACUGAUUGGUUCAUGCUGGAUUCGGGAAUCGCCGCGGUGGCUCUUCCUUAAGGACUACCGCAAGCAGGCGAUGGAGAAUCUGUGCUGGAUCCGCCAACUGGAACCCAACGACCUCUACAUCCAGGAAGAAAUUGCGGCCAUCGACAAGAUUUACGAGAUGCAAAAGUCUACCGUCGGUCUCGGUUUCUGGCAGCCUUUCCAGGCUCUCGGCCAGCGUCCGAACUUGCAAUGGAGAUUGUUCUUGGGUUGCAUGCUGUUCUUUUGGCAAAACGGAUCAGGUAUCAAUGCAAUCAACUACUACUCUCCCACCAUCUUCUCCAGCAUCGGCAUCGAUUCCAACACUGUCAACCUGAUGACCGGUAUCUUCGGCGUCGUCAAAGCUGUCAUGACCUUCGUGUGGCUGUUGUUCCUUGUUGACCAGCUCGGAAGACGGAAGCUUUUGCUCAUCGGUGCAAUCUGCGGUUCCAUCUGCAUGUGGGUGAUUGGGGGUUACAUUGCUAUCGCCAAACCUACAGAGAACCCUCAAGAUCACUUGACUGCAAGCGGUUAUGUUGCCAUCGUGUUCUUUUAUCUCUGGACCGCGGUGUAUACUCCCUCGUGGAACGGUACUCCUUGGGUUAUUAACUCUGAGUUCUUCGACCCUAACUUCCGCUCCCUGGCUGGUGGUGCUACCACUGCGAGCAAUUGGCUCUUCAACUUUCUCGUCUCCCGCUUCACGGAGCAGAUGUUUGCCGCGAUGGGCUAUGGCGUUUACUUCUUCUUUGCGACUCUGUCCUUCUUCGCAUUCUUCUUUGCGUUCUUCCUCAUCCCCGAGACGAGCGGCGUUCCGCUCGAAAAGGUUGAUAGGCUGUUCGAGAUCAAGCCGGUCUGGAAGGCAAACGAGACCUUGAUGGCCCAGCUUAGAGAAGAGGAGGUGCAGUUCCGCACAGACGCUAAGGGCGAGGCCACGCACAAGGAAGUUGCGAACGGAAACAAGUCAGAGUCGGACUCAGCUUGA